UUUGCGGUGUUCUGUGUACUCUGUCGGGAUCAAGGCGUUUGGAGAGGGUCGUUUGUUGUUGUAUAGGCCCUGGUGCAAAACAGCAAUACAGCACAGUGAGCAAAUCCAGCUGUGGAAUGGCAGACAGCGUGAGCUCGGAGGCAGGUGGCGACGCGGGGGUGGGCGGCGGCGCGUUGUCGGCCGACGCCAAGCCGGCCGACUGCGCGCUGCUGACCUCCCUGGAGGCGGCGGACGGUGUCGAGACGACGGUCGACGGCAUCGUCGCCGGCCGGCUCACAGUGCUGGCUGUGGUGGAGGCGCUGGAGCCGCGCCUGGUGGCCGUUGAGCCGGCCACUCGUGCCGGCGGCGUGCAGCUGCUGGCCGACGUGCUGCGCCGUCUGCCGGCCGACCGGCUCAACGAGCAGGAGUGUACCUUCAUCGCUGCCUUCUUCUGCGACCGGGUGCGCGACCAUUUUAGCGUGGUGCCGGCGGCGCUGGCCGGCGUCGGCGCCGUGGUGCGCCUGCGCCACCUGCCGGCCGAACCGCUCUGCCGGCUCGUGCAGAGCCUCUACAAGGAGGUGCACGCCCAGAGCCUGGUGCUGGCCGAGCGGCGCUGCGUGUUCGCCGCGCUGCGCCACGUGCUGGAGGCGCGCGCGGACGACGUGCGCGUGUUGGGCGCCGACCUGGUGCUGGGCUGCGUGCAGUCAAUGGAGGGCGAGAAGGACCCACGCAACUUGCUGACCGUGUUCGCCGCCGUGCGCCUGUUGGUAGCGGCCGUGCCCCUCGAGCCGCUGGCCGAAGAGCUGUUCGAGAUGCUGGCCUGCUACUUUCCGGUGGACUUCACGCCGCCAGAGGGGAGCGCGCACGGCGUGACGCGCCAGAUGCUGGCCGACGCGCUGGCCGACGUGAUGGCGUGCAGUGGCCAGUUCGCCGAGUUCUGCGUGCCGCUGGCGCUGGAGAAGCUUAACUCGGAUCUGACGCAGGCCAAGCUGGACGCGGCGGACCUGCUGGUGCUCUGCUGCCGCACCUACACAGGCGCCGAGCUGACGCCGCACCUGGUGCCGCUGCGGCUGGCGCUGGCGCGCGAGGCGCUGGCGGCGCGUCAGCAGGAGGAGUUCGUGCGCCCGCUGUUGGAGCGGCUGAACGGCGACGACGGGGCCGAGCCUGCGGCGCUGACAGAGCGCCGUCUGGCGGCGGUGGCGGCCGGCGUGGCGGAGGUGGAUGCUGUGCGCGCGGCCGUGCCGCUGCUGCUGGUGCGGCUGGUGCGCGUCAGUCGCGCGGACGUCGCGGCCACCGUGCGCACGCUGGCCGCCGUACAGGAGGUGGUAGCGCGCGCUGCUGGUCAGCCGGACGUCGCCGACUACCUGCUGACUGAGCUCCGCCUGCCCGAGAAGGUGCUGGAGCUGUUCGGCGCGGCGGCGCGUGAGGUGGUGUUCGACCCGCUGCGGCCGCAGGACAUCUUGGCCGUGAUGCUGACCAAGCUGGCGCUGAGGAAGCCGCACGCGCUGACGGCGGCGCGCGCCGCCAAGACCCUUGCCGUCAUCGUGAACAAGCAGGCGCCCACCGAGACGGACCAUCUUCUCAAGACUCUCACGAACCAGCUGGAGUUCCUGUUCGAGAACUGUGAGCCGCCGGACGCCGGCGCGCGCCGGCCGCUGGUGUCGCUGUGGGGCGCCAUCGCCAAGGGUCUCGUGCUGCGCGGCCACGGCCAGGCGGCCUACUUCGUGGACCGUCUGGUGGACUGGCUCUCUGAGGAGUCGGCCGCCGACCGGCUGGAGACGCGCGCCGGGGCGCUGCGCUGCCUGGGCGCGCUGGCCCGGCUCAAACCGCACGUAUUGCUGCCGCUCAAGCCGCAGGUGCUGCGCGAACUGGCAGCCUGCCUCGACGACAAAAAGCGAAUCGUGCGUCAACAAGCGGUGGAGGCGAGGAAUCUCUGGUUUCUUUUGGGCGCGCCAGGUGGCUUGAAGUAGCCGCUGAUGCGCGUGUGAGAGCGUCAGGGUAGUUUGGCUACUACAGUUGCGUGGUGCGCUGUAGCGGAGAUCGGUGUGAGGGGCGCCUUUUGUACGUUGUGAUAACUUGAUUGCGAGCUUGUUCCCCUCGCGGUAUUAUUCAGCAGGUUCAUACGUUGUCGUAUUACUUUGCUAUUGUAGCAGCGGAGCAUGAAUAUAUGAACCAGACAUGGCAUGUUA
Molecule: messenger RNA, 2168 nt
Organism: Pollicipes pollicipes
Lineage: Eukaryota; Metazoa; Arthropoda; Thecostraca; Pollicipedomorpha; Pollicipedidae
Product: MMS19 nucleotide excision repair protein homolog
Exons: 5
Coding region: 117-1949 (610 amino acids)
Cellular component (GO): cytosolic [4Fe-4S] assembly targeting complex
Source: RefSeq, a predicted model, not a curated record